This is a messenger RNA of Meloidogyne enterolobii, 264 nucleotides long. The record is from the annotation of a GenBank genome assembly. NCBI's taxonomy places the organism in Eukaryota, Metazoa, Nematoda, Chromadorea, Rhabditida, Meloidogynidae.
UUACCAACUGAUCUUAUUAAAAUGGGCAAUUGUUGUGCUGAUUGUUGUCUGUUUUUGGUUAUGCUUAUUUUCCCGCCGUUGGCAGUUCUGAUUCGUGAAGGGUGCACUAUUCAUCUUUUGUUGAAUUUUAUUCUGACUUGUGCCUUAUGGCUGCCAGGACUGAUUCAUGCUAUUUAUGUUUGCUAUUAUAUGUAUCCUACUAAUGUGGCUGUAGUGGCAGUGCCGCAGCAAACUGUGACGACUGUGCAUUAUGGUGCAAAUUAA